Molecule: messenger RNA, 606 nt
Organism: Arachis ipaensis
Lineage: Eukaryota; Viridiplantae; Streptophyta; Magnoliopsida; Fabales; Fabaceae
Biological process (GO): negative regulation of catalytic activity
Molecular function (GO): pectinesterase inhibitor activity
Source: RefSeq, a predicted model, not a curated record
AUGGCUUGUCAUUUCAAUGGUAACAAUGUCAGACCAUAUUCCUUGAUUUUAACCUUAGUUUUUGCCUUCCUUUUAUUUGAUGCAACUUCCAAUGCACAAAAAAUUGUGAAAGUAGAAGAAAUUUGCAAGCAAACUAAAAUUUUUGCAUAUUGUUCAAAUCUUCUAAACUCAAUACCCGGUGGUGCAGCAAGAGCAGACGUUGAUUCCUUAGCACACUACACAAUUGAAGUGAUUCGUUCAAAGCUUAAAAACACAGUAAACCUUCUCAACACUUUGAUUGCAAAAACCACUGAUCCUAAGGCAAAAGAAGUCUACAAUUUUUGCUUAAAACAAUUCACUGGUGACGAUGGUGCACUUGCUGAAAUUGACCCCAUGCAACGAAGUUUGAAGGCAAAAGAUUAUAAUUAUGUGAGUUUGCAUAUAAAUAAUCUUGUAUGGGACGAUGAUUUAUGUAUGUCUCAUGGAAAAGAUCAAUCAUCAACAUCUUCUCACCAUUUCACUACAGAAUUCAAGGAUUCAUCACCGCUUCCGCAAUUCACUGAUGAUAUAUUCAAAGUUCUUCAGAUAAUUACGAUCAUAUCUAAUUACUGGUUCAAAAAUUAUUAG